AUGAGUGUAGAAGUGUUGGAUGGUGCCACCAUUGUGAACUUUGUGCAUGACGAAGAAGCUUUCAAUGAGUCCGUUCAAGCCCGCUUUUUGAAACUCGAUACAAACCACGAUGGCCUCCUUUCAUACGACGAGAUGUUGAUCGAGUUGCAGAGUUUGAGAGUUUUCGAAUGCCACUAUGGUGUUGAUGUCAAGACCGAUCCAGACGAGGUGCGUCGUGUAUACAAUGCAAUGCUUGUGCAGUUCGAUCACGACUUGAAUGGGACAGUGGACUUGAAAGAAUUUAAGGAAGAGAGCAAGAAAAUGAUGUUAGGGAUAGCAAAUGGAUUAGGGUUCUUGCCUGUUCAAAUGGUGUUGGAAGAAGGUAGCUUUCUAAAGAAUGCAGUAGAAAGGGAAUUAACCAAACUAGCUGCAGCCUAA
Fraxinus pennsylvanica is the source of this 417-nucleotide messenger RNA. Lineage: Eukaryota; Viridiplantae; Streptophyta; Magnoliopsida; Lamiales; Oleaceae. The record is from the annotation of a GenBank genome assembly.